Molecule: messenger RNA, 1957 nt
Organism: Ceratosolen solmsi marchali
Lineage: Eukaryota; Metazoa; Arthropoda; Insecta; Hymenoptera; Agaonidae
Product: poly(A) polymerase gamma-like
Exons: 9
Coding region: 205-1743 (512 amino acids)
Biological process (GO): RNA 3'-end processing
Cellular component (GO): nucleus
Molecular function (GO): RNA binding; poly(A) RNA polymerase activity
Source: RefSeq, a predicted model, not a curated record
AAGAAUUAAUGAAACUAUUAGGUGAUUAGUAUAAGUGGGACUUUUUCAAGAAUACAAAUUCUGAAAAGAUUAAGUGUCAAUAUUAUUGCUCGACAUAUAUCCUAAUUGUGGAUACAUUCGGACUCAUUCUUGUUAUUUGAAAAAUCAACAAAUAUGAUAAUACAAUUUCAUCUUAUAUUACAUUGAUAUUUCGAGAUAUAAUAAAUGAAGACAACUAUGUGCUCAGACUUAAGAAAUAAUUAUUCUUCUCAAAAAUAUACGCAAAGUGCCGAGGAUUUACUAUCGCUUGCAAUUAAUAUGACGGAGCCGAAUUCGAGUAGUUGGAGACGAACAAAAGAGCUUGAAGAUGUUUUGAAAAAUCACGAUGUUUUUGAAUCAGAAGUGGAAUCGAAGCACAGAAUUGUUGUAUUAAACCAAUUAAAUACGCUUGUUAAACAAUGGGUAAUAGAUCUGAGCAUUGCAAGGAAUAUGACUCCGGAAGAAGCAGUUAGAGUUGGAGGUAAAAUUUACACAUUUGGAUCGUACAAAUUAGGCGUGUAUCACAGAGGUGCUGAUAUUGACGCAUUGUGCGUUGUUCCUCAACACAUACAUCGAUCGGAUUAUUUUACAUCCUUUUUUGAAUUACUUAAGAUGCAACAUGAAAUCAAGGAAUUAAGAGCAAUCGAAGAGGCAUUCGUACCUGUCCUAAAGAUGAAGUUCAAUAAUAUAGAAAUCGAUAUGCUUUUCGCUAGAUUAGAAUUAAAUGAAAUAUCAGAAUAUUUAGAUUUGAGAGAUAAUAUGCUGUUGGCGAAUCUCGAUCCGAAAUGCGUCCGAAGCUUAAAUGGCUGCCGUGUAACAGAUCAAAUACUCCGUCUCGUUCCCAACAUUGAAAAUUUUCGACUGGCAUUACGUGCCAUAAGAUUAUGGGCAAAAAAAAAAGGCAUUUACAGCAAUAUAUUGGGUUACUUUGGCGGUGUGUCCUGGGCGAUAUUGCUUGCAAGGACGUGCUUACUCUAUCCGAAUGCCGAUGCGACAAUAUUGAUAGAGAAAUUCUUCUUAAUUUUCUCGUUGUGGAAGUGGCCAGCGCCUGUGUAUUUAAAGCCGCCGGAGGACGUUAAUUUGGGCUUUCCGGUUUGGGAUCGACGGGUUAAUAUUUUAGAUAGAGAUCACUUGAUGCCCAUUAUAACACCUGCGUAUCCAGAACAAAAUUCCACAUUCAAUGUAUCCGCAUCCUCGAAAGCCAUUAUACAAGAAUCAUUUGAUAAUGGUCUAUUAAUUAUCAAAGAGAUCAUGAUGGGCGUGACUAAGUGGGACGCAUUAUUCGAGCCAGCAUUUUUUUUCGGUAAAUACAGACACUACAUUACACUGUUUGUUGGUAGUCCAUCGACGGGACAUCAUAUCGAAUGGUGUGGAUUCAUCGAAGCGAAAAUACGACAUUUGAUAGGUACCUUGGAGAGAAAUCCAUAUAUUACGUUGGCACAUGUUCAUCCAGAAAUGUUUACACCAUUAAAAUUAAAUAAAACCAACCACUGCUGCUCCGUAUGGUUUAUUGGUUUGGCUUUCAAGAAGGGAGAAACUUUAAAUAUUGACCUAACAGAUGAUAUCCAGAUUUUUAUCGAUACAACAAAAAGACAAGCUGAACAAAUUAGGUUGCUUAAAGAAGAUAUGACUUUAGAGGCAAGAUAUAUAAAAAAGAGGGAAUUAAAGAAUUUUAUUUCACCUUCAUUAAUUAAAAGAAAGAGAAAAAUUGUAAUAUUAUUAUAAUUUUAUACGAGCAGAUGUCGACUGGAAUUCAAGAAUGCAAGAACAUUAUUGAUAAUCGAGACGGGUCAUCGAAAGGUCAAAGUGACUUUUCAUUCGGAAAAAGGAAAUUGGAUCAAUUUCUUGAUAGCGUUGAUAAUCAUAAUUACAAAAAGCUAAAAAUGCAACAUACUAGCUUCAAUAGAAUUCAAAAUUAUCCCAAAGUCGUAUCAUUAUA